ACCUCUUCAUCUCUGCGGUAUGAUACAGUCAAAAAUCAAUACAAUCGAUAAUGCAGUACUGUUCCAAAAAAAAAGGGCCCCAAGACAACAGUCGUACCCAAUUACCUUAUCGGGGUGCAUCCAUCUACUCCUCUGCCCCCUUACAAAAGCUCUCUCUCGUACGCGCACCAUCCAUUACGUCACGUUAACACCCGUGCGUGUGUACCCAGUGGAAGGCAUCAUACUUACCCACCAUCAUUCUCUCAUGCUACCUCAUCAAUAGUGAGCAAAAAAAACCCCAAAGAUUCGGCGUGUUCUCCUCUCAACUAUACCCUGAAACCUUCACUGCCAUACCACCUCAACCGUAAGCGGGGCGAGUUCGCUCUCACGCCGUUCGACGAGCCCGCCGCUAACAAAAGCUCCACAGCGUGCAACGGUUCGUUUCAAUAAGCGUUUUGAGUUCGAUUCGAGAGGAUCAAUUCAACACAGUGUUUGCUUGCCUCCAGCGUGCUCCUAGCUCAGCUUCAUCGAAAUUCCUUUUCCCAUCUAAUCACACCGUAUAUUAACACCAGCAAUCACCACCACUCCGCGAUGGCUUACCGUUUCGCCUGCGUUCUGCUGACCGUGGCCCUGUGUGCCGCCCCGGCCCUUAGCUUCUCGGCCGGUGCACCGAACGGUGCCUGCGGCGACAUGAUCCCGCAGCACCACACCGACCCGCAGAAGUCGGCCGCCCCGUACCAGAUCAUCCUUUCGAAGAAGCAGAUCAACGCCGGCGAAGGUGUCACGAUCACCGUGCAAGGUAACAGCGCCAAGGACACGAUCAAGGGGCUGCUCUGCCAGACGCGCGUAGGCGAAACGCCGGUCGGUGCAUUCGACGUGCCGCCGAACAACAACUACAUCCAGAAGCUGGACUGUGGCAACUCCAAGGCGUCGGCCAUUACGCACAAGAAGAUUACGACCCCCCCGAACGCCAUCACCUUCAACUGGAUCGCCCCGAAGGGACUGAGCGAGCAGGCUCAGGUCUACUGUACGAUCGCACUGAACGGUGGCGUCUUCUGGGUGAAGCACACGUCCGACUUCCUGAAGGUGAACUAAGCACUGGACGGGGGCGUCAACCAACCGGUGUGUAUGUCUGCGGUCCCGGUGACCGGCCACCGGGGAUGUACCUCUUUACGAGUGGUUCGGAGCAGUAUUAUGGAGCGGAGAGCGAGCAAACCUACUACUAGAGAGCUGACUUUUUUUUUGUUCACCAUCGGGAAGACUGUGUCUUUCCGAUUUUUACCCAACCGGACAACUCAUUCUCAUUAGCUUACGAAGAUUUUCCACACCCCAAAUCUUCCCGUUUUACCUGAAAUGACAAUAAAAACACAUUAUUAUUGACAAAAAAAAUACAACAAAAUACAAAACUAUCGCGUCUAUUCUACUCAUUGUACUUUAUUGGUUGUGAUGUGUUAUUAGUUAUAAAUUCGUGAAAAGUUCAUUAUUAGUUCUACAUUUAAAAAAAAAUACAUACCGCCAAGGUAAAAUGGCAGAUAUAUGGCAUAUCAAAGACCGACGGAAGGGAAGCGUGUAGUGUCGUGUGAAAUUUGUUUCACCUUCGUCUUCUAGGUUUUUAAAAAUGGCGUUCAGUGUGUGUGUGUGUGU
Messenger RNA from Anopheles gambiae (African malaria mosquito), 1623 nucleotides. It is a transcript of the gene l(2)34Fc, whose product is annotated as putative defense protein Hdd11-like. Bases 571 to 1074 code for a protein of 167 amino acids. The transcript has 4 exons. The record is from RefSeq and is a predicted model, not a curated record. NCBI's taxonomy places the organism in Eukaryota, Metazoa, Arthropoda, Insecta, Diptera, Culicidae. Gene Ontology annotation, molecular function: oxidoreductase activity, acting on metal ions.